CGCGGCACGUGCUACCCACCAUCUGGUAGUUGUGGCGGCGGCACCUCGCUCUCCCGCGAAGCAAUCGAAGAACGAUCGACGAAGCGAAGAGAAGAAGAGGUAGCGAUGUGCCAAAUCCCUAACCCUAUCUCGUCUCCUAGUCCCAGUCCGAUCCCGAGCCCUGGCCCCGACCCUGACCCCGGCGGCGAGGAGAGCAGCUCCGCCUUCGCCGUCGCCGCCGUCGUCCAGCAGCUCGUCGCCAUGCUCCCCGCCCCUGACCACGAUAAGCGGGAUGCUGCCCUCCUCGCUCUCCUCAACCUCGCCGUCCACAACGAGUGAAAUAAGGAUAGAAUAGUGAAGAGUCGUGCUGUGCCGCAUCUAGUGGAGCUCCUCAGGUCUCAGAAGAACAAUCUAAGAGAGCCACUGCAGCAGUGCUGACGCUCUCAGCUUCAACACCUAACAAACCACCUAUUGCCACCUACGGAGCAGUGCCCCUUCUUGUUCAAAUACUCAUUGCAGAAGCAGUUAAGCCUCUCCUGACCCUUUUAAAGGACUGCAAGAGAUACUCUAAGUUUGUUGAGAAGGUCACUGGUCUAUUGGAAAUCCUGUCCAGAACUGAAGAAUUUGAGUAGUUGCCAGGAGACAUAUGGGGAUCUUUAUCCUAAAAGAAGGUCCAAUUCCAGGACUUAUGUUGUUAAUUUUGGAGGGCACAAAGAAGGCCUGGGAGCGGGCUCACAACCUUUUGGAUCCGAGAUGACUACACUAAAAAGAAAGUUGUGUCGAAGGAACUGGAGAUUCUAGUUUAUGACAUUGCUACUCAGGUUAAUGGUCCAAUCAAUGCUGCAACAACAGCGAAGAAAUUAAUGGAGGAUAUGGCUAGAUGAGAUACAGAAUAUACCAUCACCAAGGUUCAGCCUUGACAAAGACACCAUUAAAGAUCGAUAGGAGGAAGCACAUCCUGAUGUUUAGUUGGCUGUUCGGAAAGCGCAAGGAGGAGCCAAAUACCUUGGCUACACUGGAAGAACUCAAUGAGAAACUCAAAAUGCUAGAGAAAAGGGAGCAAUUUCUUCUGAAGAAGAUGGCUGCUGAGGUUGAGAAAGCUAAGGAGUUCACCAGAGAAAACAACAAGAGAGCUGCUAUACAAUGCUUGAGAAGGAAAAAACUUCAUGAGCAAGAAGUUGAGAGGCUUGGGAACUACCAAUUGCGGAUUCAUGAUCAGAUUAUAUUGUUGGAAGGUGCAAAAUCUACAACAGAGACUGUUGAUGCAUUAAGAACUGGAGCAGCAGCUAUGAAGGCUAUGCUGAAAGAUACUAAUAUUGAUGAUGUGGAUAAGACAAUGGAUGAAAUCAAUGAGCAGACACAGGAAAUGAAACAAAUUCAGGAAGCUUUGUCUGCUCCUAUUGGAGCAGCAGCUGAUUUUGAUGAAGAUGAAUUGGAAGCAGAACUUGAAGAGCUGGAGGCUGAUGAACUGGCUGAACAACUACUUCAGCCAGCAACAACUGCUCCUGCUCCUUCAGUGCAUGUUCCUGUCCAUAGACAACCAACUCAGCCAGAUCCACAGAAAACGCCUCCUGAAGAAGAACUUUCAGAAUUACAAGCUGAGAUGGCCAUCUAGAGAGAUGGUUUGCUUUUCAUCUCUACAAUGAAUGGCAGAAUUGCUACUUGCAGUUCAUGAUAAUACAAUUAUCGUUGUUGCUGCUGGUCUAGCUGAUAGUUACUGGCGGAAAUAUUUGUAAAGUUCAUGAUCGAGUAUGAGGAGCCUUGUGAGAUAAUGAACAAACUUCUGUUGUGUUUUGCUUAUCUUUCUAUUUUUUACUUGGUAAUUACAGCUCAGAUUGCUUCUAUGAUUUCUACUGUGCUUGGUAUGUUGGUAUGACAAAUUUUGAGUUGUGUGUGGGUGUA
Musa acuminata AAA Group (dessert banana) is the source of this 1881-nucleotide messenger RNA. Its product is annotated as vacuolar protein sorting-associated protein 32 homolog 2-like. Gene Ontology annotation, biological process: vesicle budding from membrane; late endosome to vacuole transport via multivesicular body sorting pathway. The transcript has 10 exons. Lineage: Eukaryota; Viridiplantae; Streptophyta; Magnoliopsida; Zingiberales; Musaceae. The coding region runs from base 860 to 1594 and encodes 244 amino acids. Gene Ontology annotation, cellular component: cytoplasmic side of plasma membrane; multivesicular body; ESCRT III complex. The record is from RefSeq and is a predicted model, not a curated record.